Messenger RNA from Nycticebus coucang (slow loris), 760 nucleotides. RefSeq names its product S100 calcium binding protein A10 (gene S100A10). NCBI's taxonomy places the organism in Eukaryota, Metazoa, Chordata, Mammalia, Primates, Lorisidae. The coding region runs from base 214 to 507 and encodes 97 amino acids. The transcript has 3 exons. The record is from RefSeq and is a predicted model, not a curated record. Gene Ontology annotation, cellular component: cytoplasm.
AGAGCAGAGCAGGGUGUGUCCCGCUCGCCCGGGGCUGGGGGGCGGGGCGGGGGGCGCCGAGCCCCGCCCCGGCUCCUCCCGCUCGCGCGGCCCGCACCGCCCCCUCCCAGCUCCCGCCCGCGCACCCUGUCGCCGGCCGCAGCUGUGUUCGCCGCCCCGCGCCUCAGCCAGCUAGCGUCUGCCGCGCCUCUCGGCCCAGUAGAUCUCACCAAAAUGCCAUCUCAGAUGGAGCACGCCAUGGAAACCAUGAUGUUCACAUUUCACAAAUUUGCCGGGGAUAAAGGCUACUUAACAAAGGAGGACCUCAGAGUGCUCAUGGAGAAGGAGUUCCCGGGAUUUUUGGAAAAUCAAAAAGACCCUCUGGCCUUAGACAAAAUAAUGAAGGACCUGGACCAGUGCCGAGAUGGCAAAGUGGGCUUCCAGAGCUUCUUUUCCCUAAUUGCGGGCCUCACCAUCGCGUGCAACGACUAUUUUGUAGUACACAUGAAGCAGAAGGGAAAGAAGUAGGCAGCACCGAGCAAUUACUCUGCCCUGAAAAGUGUUUUCUCAAAGGAUUGCUUCAAACAUCUGCCCCACAGCUUCUCCCUAUAUAAGGAUUUCAUGAGCAGAUCAGGAUCCUUAGAAUGUAUACAAAUAAAAUCCAACUCCCAUUUGUCAAGCAGAGAAGAAAAAGUUAAUUAAAUGCCAGAUGAGCUUUUGUUUUUUACAUUGUUUGCAUCCGCUUGCCCUCAAUAAACAUAAUCCUUUUUUUAGUUCCAAA